GGGGAGCCCCCGCGCCCGGGGAACCCGGGAGAGCGCCUUGCGCAGUGCACCGCUCGGGCCUCUGCCCCGCGCCGCCGUCGCCGCCGCCGCCGCCGCCGCCGCCGCCGCCUGGUUUCUCGGCGCCCGCGGUCUACGGCGGGGGCCGCGCGCAGAGGCGGGGCGGCAGAUCUCCAAGCGCGCGCGGCGCUCCGCCCGCUCGGCGGCGGAGGCGGAGGCGGAGACGGCGGGGCCAGGCGGCGGCUGGAGAGCGAGGGAGCGAGCGCGGCGGCAGCACCGGGGCCAUGGCGCCCGCGCAGCGCCCGCUGCUGCCGCUGCUGCUGCUGCUGCUGCCGCUGCGUGCGCGCAACGAGGACCCGGCCCGGGCCAACGCUGACCGAUACGCAGUCUACUGGAACCGUAGCAACCCCAGGUUUCAGGUGAGCGCUGUGGGUGAUGGCGGCGGCUAUACCGUGGAGGUGAGCAUCAACGACUACCUGGAUAUCUACUGCCCACACUACGGGGCGCCGCUGCCCCCGGCUGAGCGCAUGGAGCGGUACAUCCUGUACAUGGUGAAUGGUGAGGGCCACGCCUCCUGUGACCACCGGCAGCGAGGCUUCAAGCGCUGGGAAUGCAACCGGCCCGCAGCGCCCGGGGGACCCCUCAAGUUCUCAGAGAAGUUCCAACUCUUCACCCCCUUUUCCCUGGGCUUUGAGUUCCGGCCUGGCCACGAAUACUACUACAUCUCUGCCACACCUCCCAACCUCGUGGACCGACCCUGCCUGCGACUCAAGGUUUAUGUGCGUCCAACCAAUGAGACCCUGUAUGAGGCUCCAGAGCCCAUCUUCACCAGUAACAGCUCCUGCAGCGGCCUGGGUGGCUGCCACCUCUUCCUCACCACCGUCCCUGUGCUGUGGUCCCUUCUGGGCUCCUAGUGUCAGGCCGGAGAACACCAGCCCCACCUGGACCCCGUGACCUUUGCCCUCUGACCUGCCACGGCCACCUCCGAGACAAAAUCCUUGCUGCUUCUCUUUCAUGGUGCUGUCCCGCCGGAGGAGGCCAUCCAUCCGUCCCUGGGAUGCAACAUGGGGUCCCAAUGCCUGAGGAGAAGACCCCCCCCCAAGGCUGACUCGCUUUCACCAGGGCCACCAGGGCCAUCCAGUGUUGUUUAAUUACAGUCGGAAAGACUUAAGGUUUUUCUUUUAAUUUAAUUUAUUCCCUGACAUUGCUGGUGACACUGGGAAGGGAACAAGCCACAGGGAUGAGGUGAAGCCAUCUCUGUCCUUCCUGGAAUACCGGAGAUCCAGGGGCCUCCAGCUGCUCCUUUCUUCUGUGUCCUGUUAUUUGGGUCCCAGAUGGAGCCCACCGCGGACUUGCCUUGCAUUCCUCAGGCCAGGCAAGCCUGAGCCAGAAAGGGCGCACGGUGCCAGCCCCUCUCGGGGACUCUGGGGGUGCCAUCCCCCACUCUUCUUCCAGCCACUCUCGGGCCCCACUCCCACAUCAUCUCAGAAACCCUUCAGCCCUCGCAACUCGCCCCUCCGGGCCCCCCCACCAGGCACAACCAUCCCCGGGGCCAGCCGGGACGUUGUCGGUUUAUUUCUGUAAAUAGAAACCAGCAAGUGUAUACUGUGAUUUAUUUUAAUGUAUUCUUAAGGACAGAAUGGAAAUUCUUUAAAAAAAAUUUUUUUUCCGACCUUCAAUUCAAGGGGUCAUUUAUUUUGGUGGGGGGAGUGGGGUGGACUUUUUAGGAUAGAAGCAACACUUUGCAAUAAACUCAUUUUUUUUUGUUCCGUUGGAGCCCUCCCCCUUGAUCAUGUGACCUAGUAAUGUUUAUAACAAAAAAAAUUAAAAAAAAAAAAAGAAGAAGGAAAAAAAAUACAGGACUGGAAAGGAAGGGGAGCUACCUACCAAAAAUACAGCAGGCAAAGGACUGAGUGAAGCUGGCCACACCACACGUUUAUACGGAUUUCGGAUUUCUACCCACGUUUCCUCACUCUGUUUUCUAUAUAUUCUAUAUAAAUAUAUAUUGUGGAUGGCCGCCAUGGCGAGUGGUGGCUGGGGCUUUUCUAGGGGCGGGGGACGGGUGGCCCGGCCCCCUCAUCACAAUCAGCUUUGAAGUCUGUAUUUUUUUAUAAUAAAAUGGACAAACUGUUAA
Messenger RNA from Mus musculus (house mouse), 2131 nucleotides. It is a transcript of the gene Efna2, whose product is annotated as ephrin A2. NCBI's taxonomy places the organism in Eukaryota, Metazoa, Chordata, Mammalia, Rodentia, Muridae. Gene Ontology annotation, cellular component: plasma membrane; membrane; perikaryon. The record is from RefSeq and is marked validated. The transcript is spliced from 4 exons. Gene Ontology annotation, molecular function: ephrin receptor binding. The coding region runs from base 282 to 911 and encodes 209 amino acids. Gene Ontology annotation, biological process: cell communication; signaling; axon guidance.